Messenger RNA from Gordionus sp. m RMFG-2023, 653 nucleotides. RefSeq lists its product as uncharacterized. NCBI's taxonomy places the organism in Eukaryota, Metazoa, Nematomorpha, Gordioida, Chordodea, Parachordodidae. Bases 3 to 518 code for a protein of 171 amino acids. The record is from RefSeq and is a predicted model, not a curated record. The transcript is spliced from 5 exons.
UAAUGAUUUCCGUGCCUAUGAUCGUAUGGACACUUCAUCGUAAAGUUUCGUCCAAUUCUGUGAUUGGUCCAUUAAAGUGCGGGAAAUACAAAAGUGUAAACAUAUUUUUAAUUUUAAUCAUAAUAAUGGAAAUUAAAACGGUGUCAAACAAUAUCAAACUUCUUCUUGAGAGAAGAAUUAAUCCCACUAUAAUUCAAAAAAACAAAAUUACUAAUAAAAAAUCCAAAAGAGGACGUGAUAUUUUAUGUUUUAAUGAUUUAGAAUAUACCAUCCAUAGAGUAAUAAAUGCCACAUCGUAUUACAGGUGUAGACAAAGGAGUUGCUUAGGACGGGAUAUUUUACAAUCAGGUAGGUUCACAGAGAUGCAGGAUCAAACCAUAGAACAGUGUAAAUCACAUAUUGGCAAUAUGUUUACUCCAUGUCAACCCUUAGUAACACAGAACAUGCAACCUGUUAAUGCCAUAUCAAGCAAUAUAUGUGCCCCAUCUCAACUCUCUGUAGCAAACUACUAUAACUAGCAAUAUGUUUACUCCAUGUCAACCCUUAGAAUUUGCUGAUAAAGCAUCAGCUUAUAUUAAAUUAAUAUAUAAUUCAAAUUUAUUUGAUAAUAUAUAAUUUUUAUUGUAAAUAAUUUAUAUUUGUUUUAUACAUGC